AUGACAAAGCACCCACCGUCCUCUUUCAACAUAGAUGAUAUUUUAAUGCGGUCGCGAGGAGCAGCCCCUCCAAGACCAACGCUAACACCCAGAGACAGAACCGCCGUGGUAGAAUCGAUGCUGUCGGCGUCGUGCAUCCAGUCUUGUAUUCGCCGGGACCUGACGGCCGCCUCCCCGAUGUUCCCGUACCUAUCCGCCCCUGCCUACAUGCCGCCGGCGCUGCUACCGACCGUCUACCACAGCCCGGGAUCGGAGUACUCGUAUCUUCUCCACGCUCCCGGACUCCCCUUGCCAAGCUUGCACAGAACCGAGAGUCAUAUUCGCCAUUGCCGUCGUCGGAAAGCGAGAACCGUCUUCAGUGAUGAGCAACUGAGUGGACUGGAAAAACGUUUUGAAAAUCAGAAAUACCUCUCUACGCCAGAGAGAAUAGAACUUGCCACACAGCUGAACCUCUCAGAAACGCAGGUGAAAACGUGGUUUCAAAAUCGACGCAUGAAGCAGAAGAAAGUCCUCCGAGCCGAAAAACUUACAGGGAUAACCGGUGGAGUUCGCUCCCGUUCCCCAGAGGAAAAUGACACCCCCUUCAGUCGAGAGUCCACUAACGCCGACUCCGGGAGCGACACCUCUUCAAACGCCUUUGAGGACUUGGAGGAAGAGAGAGCGACGCUGGACGUAUGUAACGAAUGAUUCAAAAGCACGAUUCAAAUGAUUCAAAAGCAAAUUGCUUGAUGAUGCCCUGGUGCCCUUCCUGUUAUUCGUGUCGUUUGAAUACCUGUGCAUGUAUGGUGAUAAACUGAGAUAACAAGCACUUCUUGGUGAUUGGUCAUCAUAGAUAGAGGUUCAUAUCACUAUCCAUUGUUGGUGAGAGUUAUUUGCUACAGGUCAUAAUUUCGGUAGCCACUUAAGAGCGAUUUCCCGCUACGAAAUUGGGCGUAAUCGAAGUGUUCCAUGCAAGACCUAGAUACAUCUGAAGUAGAAGAGUUUUUAAAUUGGUAUUUCCACAACCAAUACCUUUAAUAAGGUAUCAUUACCCGUUAAAAGUUGUGAAGGUUAGAAUGUCAAAUAAGUAUCUUAUCCAGAUUCGAAGGCACUAUAGGCUUAAUCAAUAACAGAUUUUAGACUAUAAUGGCAUUCCAGGGCAUGUCGCUUUUAUUAUCGUUGACGUUAAAUUGAAUCUAGGGGCUCAAAAGUUAUGAAAUUAUGAUUUUUUGGCAUCUUCUGUUCGUUAACUUUGAACAUAAUUUCAAGGUAAACAUAUUUUGUCCAAUCAUAUAUGAUAUACUAUUGUGUUAAAUUUUAGUUACACAAUUUUUGAUGAUAUAAGUGACUGAGGUUGUCGCUGACGUCAUCCUGUGUGUUAGUUGAGUUUUUUAUGUUAGGGGAAACAAUUCAAGGCGUACAUGAAGGUAUGAGGUUAGAUAUUUAUUGUAGGAUUCACACGAUAGCUGCAGAAAAACAAAUACGAGGGGAAGGAAAAUAUUUGGUAACGCAAAAAGAAAACAACCACAUCUAAUCCAAGCAAUUAGAACAAAAUUGUCCAAAAACUGAUAUUUAACAUUAUAUUUUGUAUUUAGGUAUGCAAUUUGGAACAUGUCAUUAUCAUUAAGAGUGGCGUAAAGAUGAAGCUUUACAUUUGAAAGAAUGUUUUUUAACAAAAGUUCAUUUUUAUGUAAGAGAACAUAUAGUUAUUGAUAUCUCAUAUGGCCAAGUGACAAAUGAUCUCUAAAGAAGCCGAUUUGACUUUCAUCAUGUCUAAAUGAAGGUUAUGUGUAGGGACUUUGCAUUGGAUGAAAAUAUACUUGAAGGUGAUGUAUCGUUUCGCAGGCCGAACGAUAAAUAUUCGGAUUGGUAUGUUUAUGUUGUAUCAAUGAAUGAAUGUUGGCACUCCAAUAUAUGUACAAUUAUUGUCUCGAAUUAAUCCCGUACAGAUAUCGAUGUUGACAUCCAAUCUUAUAGAACUGUCAGAGUCAGUAGCUUAGACGCUCCGUUACAUUUCAUAGAAAUUUAAAACUCGCUCAUACACGUGGUGCUAAUUAUUUAAGUCAAAACGUGUCCAAAACGUCUAGGAAUUCGUCCGUUCGGAUACAGCUGUAAGAAUGACAGACACCAAUAUAAGGAACCUAAUGCAGUUUUUUGACGAACCUACCUUGUUAUCAUUAUAUUCAGAGAUACUGACCAAGUAUGUAUCUUUCUGAUGCUUUCUUCAAAAUAAUGAAAAACUUUUACAACAACUUAUCUCAGGGCUCUUAUUAUUAUAUUUGUGCGGGUCGUAUAUAUUUUUUAAAUUUUAUCUUGGAUUUAAGAGAAUGCACACGUAAUUCGAUAGCGUAGAAUAUGUUAUACAUCUGUGAUAUGUUUUGUAUACACACUCCAUAAAUAAACGUACAGAAUAGUGUUUUGAUGCCAAAUGUUCAUAUAGUAAUAUUAGUCGUUUGACUAGACUAGAUGCUGUGCCUGAACAGACGCUUGUCCAGUGGUUUUUAUUUCCCAGGUAAGCUAAACUUGGUUUGAAAUCAUAUCGUGAUAGCACAAUAUAUUCGGGUUACUUUCAAGGUAGUCGUCCCCAAAA
Molecule: messenger RNA, 2569 nt
Organism: Lingula anatina
Lineage: Eukaryota; Metazoa; Brachiopoda; Lingulata; Lingulida; Lingulidae
Product: brain-specific homeobox protein homolog
Biological process (GO): regulation of DNA-templated transcription
Molecular function (GO): DNA binding; DNA-binding transcription factor activity, RNA polymerase II-specific
Source: RefSeq, a predicted model, not a curated record